This is a messenger RNA of Daktulosphaira vitifoliae (grape phylloxera), 1620 nucleotides long. It is a transcript of the gene krz, whose product is annotated as arrestin red cell. Bases 224 to 1492 code for a protein of 422 amino acids. NCBI's taxonomy places the organism in Eukaryota, Metazoa, Arthropoda, Insecta, Hemiptera, Phylloxeridae. The record is from RefSeq and is a predicted model, not a curated record. The transcript has a single exon. Gene Ontology annotation, molecular function: G protein-coupled receptor binding. Gene Ontology annotation, cellular component: cytoplasm. Gene Ontology annotation, biological process: G protein-coupled receptor internalization; signal transduction.
AAGUAAGUUAUUAAUACUCAGUGAUAUUGACAUCUGCUUAUUAAUUAGAUUCUUAUUGAAAAUUUUAUUUAAAUAAUAAUCAAUAAAUUUAUUUGAUUCUAAUUUAAAAUUUUCUGUUACAUCAUCUAAACAGUUUUGACCGUCACCCUGUUAAGCAGCUGUCUAAGAAUAUAAAUUGAGUUUUAGGUGUUUAUUUAAUAAAUCUAUUUUGAAUAAUAAUACAAUGGAGAAAAACAGUGGCGAAUCUGACUCUGUUAUGAAAGGUGCUCUUAGACAACCAACUAGAGUUUUUAAGAAAAGUUCUCCUAAUGGAAAAAUAACUGUCUAUCUUGGAAAAAGAGAUUUUGUUGAUCAUAUUACAAAUGUUGAUCCUAUUGAUGGAGUUGUUUUAGUUGAUCCAGAUUAUGUAAAAGGAAGAAAAGUAUUUGGUCAUGUUUUGGCUGCUUUUCGCUAUGGCCGAGAAGAUUUAGAUGUUCUUGGUCUAACUUUUCGUAAAGAUUUAUAUAUUGCCUCUGAACAAAUAUAUCCUGUUGGUAAUAUUCGUACACCUACAAGGUUACAAGAACGUUUGAUCAAAAAACUUGGUCCUAAUGCUAUACCAUUCUAUUUUGAACUACCACCACACUGUCCAGCAUCUGUAACACUUCAACCAGCUGUUGGUGAUACUGGUAAACCAUGUGGGGUAGAUUAUGAAUUUAAAGCUUUUGUAGGCGAUACUGCAGAUGACAAACCUCAUAAAAGAAAUUCCAUUCGGUUAGCAAUACGUAAAAUUAUGUAUGCUCCCAAAAAAGAAGAGAUACAACCCUCAGUUGAGGUUUAUAAAGAAUUUGUUAUGAGCCCUAAUAAGUUAUAUUUAGAAGCAUCAUUAGAUAAAGAACUCUAUUACCAUGGUGAAAGUAUAUCUGUGAAUGUACAUAUAGCAAACAACUCUAAUCGAACAGUUAAAAAAGUGAAAGUGUUUGUUAGACAAUUUGCAGAUAUUUGCUUGUUUUCAACGGCUCAGUACAAGUGUACAGUUGCUGAAUUGGAGAGUGAAGAUGGUUGCCCCAUUGGUCCAGGCUUCACAUUAUCUAAAGUAUAUACAGUUAAACCUACUUUACAUAAUAAUAAAGAUAAACGUGGUUUAGCUUUAGAUGGUCAACUUAAACAUGAAGAUACUAAUCUAGCUUCUUCAACAAUUGUUAGCAAUCCAUCUCAAAAAGAAAAUCUUGGCAUAAUUGUUCAAUAUAAAGUUAAAGUAAAACUUUGUUUGGGAGCAUUAGGAGGAGAAUUAACUGCUGAACUUCCUUUCAUAUUGAUGCAUCCUAAACCAGAAGAAGAAAUUCCAAUUUCAGCCAAUAUUGCUACUAGUCCAGAUGCAGUAGUUGAUGAUAAUGGAGUCCGUGUAGAUAAUUUAAUUGAAUUAGAUGAAGAUGGUCCUGUACUUUCUCAUGAUGAAGAUAUUAUAUUUGAAGAUUUUGCUCGUCUAAGACUGAAAGCUGGUAAUGAUUAAAAAAAAUUAUUGUAAAAAUAUUUUUUUUAUAAGGUAAAGUAUAAUAUUAUUGAAACUCUUAAACAAUUUUUUGACUUUUGAUUUAUACACAUGGAGUUUUUAAAUCAAGUUCUAAUAUAAUCAAAAAG